Molecule: messenger RNA, 618 nt
Organism: Coffea eugenioides
Lineage: Eukaryota; Viridiplantae; Streptophyta; Magnoliopsida; Gentianales; Rubiaceae
Product: cytochrome P450 81D11-like
Exons: 1
Coding region: 1-618 (205 amino acids)
Molecular function (GO): iron ion binding; oxidoreductase activity, acting on paired donors, with incorporation or reduction of molecular oxygen; monooxygenase activity
Source: RefSeq, a predicted model, not a curated record
AUGUUAUCAGCAGGAACCGACACAUCAUCUGGAACAAUGGAAUGGGCACUCUCCCUCCUGCUCAACAAUCCACAAGUUCUAAAGAAAGCCCAGCAAGAAAUUGACGCGUACGCUGGCCAAUCAAGGCUUAUCAAUGACUCGGACUUGGGUCAGCUGCCUUAUCUUCGUGCAAUUAUUAAUGAAACACUUCGCAUUUGCCCGGUGGCCCCUAUUCUGGUGCCUCAUGUGUCAUCCCAAGAGUGUUGUGUUGGAGGCUACAAUAUCCCCGGUGGCACAUUGCUGUUAGUGAACUUAUGGGCAAUGCAAAAUGAUCCCAAGGUUUGGGAAGAACCCACAAAAUUUAGGCCUGAGAGGUUUAUAAGUUUGGAAGGGCAAAGAGAUGGAUUUGUGUUCAUGCCAUUUGGGUUUGGCCGAAGGGGAUGUCCUGGCGAAAAUUUGGCCAUGAGAGUUGUGGGGUUGACAUUGGGGUUGCUUAUUCAAUGUUUUGAGUGGGAAAGAGUUGGGGAAGAGUUGGUGGACAUGACAGAAGGAGAAGGGCUUACCAUGCCAAGGGCUAAAGAAUUGAUGGCCAAGUGUAAACCACGGCGAGAAAUGGUCAAACUUCUUUCUCAAUCGUGA